GCAAAAACCCACCUCUCAGACUGAGAGCCUUACCUCCUUUUCUGUUAAGCACUCUCUCCUCUUUUUUAUAUAUAAUAAUAAUAGUUCCACAAUUUCCUCUCUCUAUUCUAUUUUUCCCUUUAUUCAUUUCCGUUCUGUAAAAUUCACUGCUGAUUAUCAUGGCGACUCCUCCCAAUCCAACGGACGGCAAUCCACCCUCACCCGCAACAGAACCAUCACAACCAACAAAUCAGGAUCAGCAAGAUUCUAAGGUGGAGGCUCCGAGUCAAACUUCUCCAACGUCGGUGUUUGUCAAUUCUGAGCCAAUGCGAGAGGAACAAGUGCAAAAUGCAGUGAAAUUUCUCUCACACCCCAAAGUUAGAGGUUCUCCGGUCAUCUACAGAAGAUCAUUUCUUGAAAAGAAGGGCCUCACAAAGGAGGAGAUAGACGAAGCCUUUAGACGUGUACCUGACCCGCCACCAAGUGCAACCAAUGUUAAUCAAGAUGCACAGGUGAAGCCAUCAUCAAACAGUCAGCCACAGGCUGCAGUACAAACUCUGCAGCCUGCAGCAGCUGCUCCCCCCGGUACCAUUUCCUCAAUGCGGUUUCGAUUCCACUGGACUCAUGCUGUUUUUACCAUAGGAUUACUGGCAGUUUCAGGUGCUGGAACAGCUGUGCUAAUUAAGAAAUCUAUUGUUCCAAGAUUGAAGACUUGGAUACGCAAGGUUGUAUUGGAGGAAGAAGAUGACCUUGUCAAGAAAAUAGAUUCAAAACCAAGUUUAGCAGAGGAGGCAGCUGCUGCUGCAAAAGCAGCUGCAGCUGCAGCAGCCGAUGUGGCAAAAGCAAGUCAAGAAAUGUUGAAUUCAAGGAAUGAAGAAAGGAGACGUUUUGAAGAAUUUACUAAUCUCAUGGAUGUACAAGUACGAGAAAUGAAGUCAAUGACUAAUGCCAUAAGGAAAUUGGAAGGACAAUCAAACACCCAAGGGAGAGCCUCUUUUGUUGAUCAAGAGGAUCAUGGAGUUGCUAUAUCGAAUUCAAAGCAAAUGUAUGUAAACAACAAGACGGACUAUGACUUGCGCUCAGUGAGAUCUUCCUCACCUCCCACAUCUGCAGAACCAUCAGUUGCACCUCAUCCUAAGUCCUAUAUGGAUAUUAUGGCCAUGAUCCAGAGAGGGGAGAGACCUCCUAAUAUCAGAGACAUAAAUGAUCAACCCCCAAACCCUAAUCAGCAACCAUCAAAUCCUCGUUUAGCACCUAGAGCUAAGCCAUGGGAGCUUAGUCAGGCCCACAACUCAAGCCAACCACCUCAAUCUCAAGUAAGCAACGAAGGCUUGAAUUCCAAGGUACAAGACAAUGGAGUAACCUAUCAGUUAAAUGGUGACAGUUCAGUACCUUGGUGGCAACAGAAAAAUGCCAAAAUCACAGAGAUUGAAAAUGGAGAUGAACUCAAGGCAGGGAUUUAUGGUCAACGAAUCAGUGAGCCACCUGUUCAACGUUCGUGGGUCCCUCCUCAGCCACCCCCGGUUGCAAUGCCAGAAGCAGCUGAAGCCAUCCGACGCCCAAAACCAGCAGUUCAGAGAGAACAGUUGGUUGAUGAUCAGUCGGUCACAAAUCCUUCAGAUGCAACUGAUGAGUUGCAGAGGAUCACAAAAAUAUCUGAAUCUGGAGGUGCGAUGGAGGUUAAUGGUGGGAGCUCGGUGCUGAACUCAAGUGUGGAGAUUAAUGGUGGGAGCUCAGUGCUGAACUCAAGUGAGAUACAAGAAGAUCACAGUUAUGAGCGAAGUGUUCAUUCAACUUAAUUUAAGGUACCCCCACAUGUAUACUUUUCUGUUAGUAGUAGCGGCCCAUGGAAUGUUUUGGAUCAACUUGAAUCGAAUAAUGAUCCCAUGCUAUUGUGUAGUUAUAACAGAAUUUGAAUGCAAGAUACGUGGACUUAUUUUCAUGAGAAAAUGAGAGUUAUAAUCAAUAAUGAGAGAAAGCCCUUGUGAAACAUAAGUGCAAGCAUGUAUUGUUUGCAUUUAGCGUAUGCAAGUAUUUCUAGCUCCUUUUGUACGGGUU
Quercus robur (English oak) is the source of this 2037-nucleotide messenger RNA. RefSeq names its product peroxisomal membrane protein PEX14. Gene Ontology annotation, cellular component: peroxisomal importomer complex; peroxisomal membrane. The transcript has 12 exons. The coding region runs from base 159 to 1778 and encodes 539 amino acids. Lineage: Eukaryota; Viridiplantae; Streptophyta; Magnoliopsida; Fagales; Fagaceae. Gene Ontology annotation, molecular function: signaling receptor binding. The record is from RefSeq and is a predicted model, not a curated record. Gene Ontology annotation, biological process: protein import into peroxisome matrix, docking.